GACCCCCCAGCGCAGGCCAGUAUGUUCAUGCUAGUGGAGAUGGUGGACACCGUGCGAAUCCCCCCGUGGCAGUUUGAGAGGAAUCUCAAUGACUCCAUUGCCGAGGAGCUGAACAAGAAGUUGGCCAACAAGGUCGUGUACAACGUGGGACUCUGCAUCUGUCUGUUUGACAUCACCAAGCUGGAGGACGCCUACGUGUUCCCGGGGGAUGGUGCAUCGCACACCAAAGUCCAUUUCCGCUACGUGGUGUUCCACCCGUUCCUGGACGAGAUUCUGAUCGGGAAGAUUAAAGGCUGCAGCCCGGAGGGGGUGCACGUCUCUCUCGGGUUCUUUGAUGACAUUCUCAUUCCCCCGGAGUCUCUGCAGCAGCCAGCCAAGUUCGAUGAAGCAGAGCAGGUGUGGGUGUGGGAGUACGAGACCGAGGAGGGCGCGCACGACCUGUACAUGGACGUCGGCGAGGAGGUCCGCUUCCGGGUGGUGGACGAGAGCUUCAUGGACACGUCCCCGACUGGGCCCAGCUCAGCAGAGGCCACCUCUUCCAGUGAGGAGCUGCCCCGGAAGGAGGCGCCGUACACGCUCGUGGGCUCCAUUAGUGAGCCAGGCCUGGGCCUUCUCUCCUGGUGGACCAGCACUUAGCUCGGAUUGGCCCAUGGGUCCUGCC
Orycteropus afer afer is the source of this 661-nucleotide messenger RNA. RefSeq names its product RNA polymerase III subunit H (gene POLR3H). NCBI's taxonomy places the organism in Eukaryota, Metazoa, Chordata, Mammalia, Tubulidentata, Orycteropodidae. Gene Ontology annotation, cellular component: RNA polymerase III complex. Gene Ontology annotation, molecular function: DNA binding; DNA-directed RNA polymerase activity. The record is from RefSeq and is a predicted model, not a curated record. Gene Ontology annotation, biological process: transcription initiation at RNA polymerase III promoter; DNA-templated transcription.